Molecule: messenger RNA, 1386 nt
Organism: Colletotrichum godetiae
Lineage: Eukaryota; Fungi; Ascomycota; Sordariomycetes; Glomerellales; Glomerellaceae
Product: di-trans,poly-cis-decaprenylcistransferase
Exons: 3
Coding region: 310-1386 (358 amino acids)
Cellular component (GO): lipid droplet; endoplasmic reticulum; membrane
Molecular function (GO): ditrans,polycis-polyprenyl diphosphate synthase [(2E,6E)-farnesyl diphosphate specific] activity
Source: RefSeq, a predicted model, not a curated record
CGUAACCCUGUCACGACGUAUUUCUGUGAGGCGCAGAGCUCUGGGCACACGCCGCCGCUGCCGUUACUCCAAGCUUGAGAUCCUAGGCGGGUACUUUAUCCAAGUUGCCAGCAGAGCUGACGCGACACUCACGUAGUGACACCACUGGUUUCUUGUUCUUGUUUAUAAUACUUUGUGGAAGAUAUCCGGCCUGCUUUCUCAUCCCAAUCACUUACUUUUCGAGAAAUCCUCUCAGCGCAUAAUCCAACACAGUUACAGCUUUCCAUCCCCUUACGCAGAGCAUCGCGCUCCAGAACCCGGCCAGGCAGCAUGUCGGAAAUAUUCAUCAACCACAUCACCCGAUGGCUCUUUAGUUCGCCGCCCGCUGAGUGGGCAAUAAGUCAACUGCGCGAACUCCUCAUUGGAGCCUUGAAGCAAGGUCCAGUCCCUCAACAUGUUGCAUUCGAGAUGGACGGCAAUAGGCGGUAUGCCCGCGGCAGGAAGAUGGAGACGAUAGAGGGCCACCACCACGGUUUCGAAGCCCUAGCAAGAGUUCUCGAGAUUUGUUACAAGUGCGGCGUCAAAGUCGUGACCGUCUACGCCUUCAGUAUAGAAAACUUCAACCGCCCGCAAUACGAGGUCGAUGGGCUUAUGCAGCUGGCCAAGGUGAAGCUCGAACAGUUGACAAAACAUGGAGAUAUCCUAGAUCGAUAUGGCGCGGCGGUUCGUGUACUUGGACAGAGAGAUCUGAUCCGCAAGGACGUUCUGGAGGUGGUCGACCGGGCAGUCGACAUGACCAAGUACAACAAGCAGAACAGAAACGUGCUGAACAUUUGCUUCCCGUACACGUCGCGGGAGGAGAUGACAACGGCCGUGCGAUCCACAGUGCAGGAGUAUAUGAUGCCCCCUGGACCCAAGUUCACGCCCUUCCCGGCUGCUCGCAUCUCGCAAAAGAUCAUGUCGAAGCAACUGGAGCACCGAGAGCCCCUUCCGACCAUUCGGGACACAUCGCCAGCUCCCUCUUCACGGUCAGAUGAUGGUGCGUCGUCGUCGACUACUCUUCCUCCCGACUCGCCUUCACCGCCGAGGCAUAACGGUGCCGCAGGCGGUCACCGCCUGAAGAAUCCAGAGACUAUUACGGCUGAGACACUCAACAACCACAUGUACACUGCUGGAAACCCUCCGCUGGAUAUCUUUGUAAGAACUAGUGGCGUGGAAAGACUCAGCGACUUCAUGCUUUGGCAGUGCCACCAAGACACGCACAUCUUCUUUUUGAAGUGCCUUUGGCCCGACUUUGAUCUGCAGCACUUCUUGCCUGUGCUUCUAGAGUGGCAGUGGAGGCAGAAGCAAAUUGAGAGAGACGAGCGGCCGAGACAGGCGUCGGCCAAGGCGCGAAAGCUUGCCUGA